AAUUAUUUGGUAAUCCGAAUCGCGAUAGCAUUUAGUCAAAAUGGCCCUGGACACGCAGUGCCCCCAUUCGCACCCUUGUCCCAUUAGACCAAAUCACCAAUGCUAUUCGGAUGUCGUUUGGUAGUUUAUUUUAAUUUUAGUUAAACUGUAGAAGUAAGUUUACAAACAUCUAGUAUAGUCCAUUCAAUUAUCUUUCAUUUGAUACUUUAUUUUGUCUUAUAAACCCAAGAAUAAUAUUUAAAAUAGUUUUUUUAAUCCCAACCUCUCACUUCUGGUACCAGGUACGAAUAGCAGCCGCAACCAUAAAUAUAUGGACAUGGAAAAUAAAUAUUUAAAAAAAACAAUCCAUUGAAAAUAUUAUUUGGAUACUCCAAUGAAGCAAGGAACACUCCUAGUAAAUUUGUAUCGGAAAUGGGCGUCGGCGCAAUAGAAUCCAAGUUUUUAAUUUUUCAUGUGCAUGUAAUUUGAAUAAAUUAGGAGUCCUUUCGGCCCAUAGUUAAGGUCUGACUCCGUCCAUUAACCUUAGGAGAAAUGUUGAACUACAUUCCCAUUGAGUUAAUUAUUUCUUUAUACUUUAUAUCAACGUUAAGUAAGGAAAAUCGUAUGUCAAUAUAAGGCAUCUUCGCAUUAAAAAUUUUUGUAUAAAUAUUCAAUGUAGGUCUUUCAUAUUAAAAGUAGGCCUGCAUAAUAUGUUGAAGUACAUGUGGGCAAAAUUUAAUUGAGAUAACUCAAUAAACAUUUUCACAAUUCUCCUCAACGUUGAUCUCAUUAAGCAAAGGUCGCAGAGGCCAUUUUGGAUUAGUGACCCCGCCCCCUUUUAAAUGGCGGAAAACGCUGAUACUUAGCUUAGGAAAUAUUCCUUAUUACCUCUAUGUCUAUAUACAUCAAAAUAUUUGAAAACUCGUGUUUCAGUAUGCAUUUUGAAGACAUUUAAACUAGAAUGUUUACAUUUGAGCUUUAAAAACCCGGCAGAGUCCAUAUUAUUAACGAUCAGAAUUGACCGUGUGCAAAAAGUCAUGGGCAACCAUUCACAGUACAGCCAUUUGCAUAAUGUUAAGCUGUUGUACUACCUCAAGUUUCAUUCUUAAGAGUUUGCCGUGUGCAAAAACUAUUAAUACCAUUGGUCAGGGAAAGCUUUAACUUUAAGUUAAUUAGUUAUGUGCCAAUGUUCAAAAUAAGUAGAUCCCAAACAACAUUUUAGGGGGUGCAUUGCCUUAUAUAGACUUUAUAGCAUAUACCAUGACGCGAACAGCGGAAUUGGGUCACAGAAUUUGGAGAUCAGGGGUGCCACUCACUGAAAGCUGUGAACCCUGAAAUCACUUUCUAAAAAUUUCUUGAAACCUGAAACUUCAUUUACAAAUUUUCAAUCCCUGAAACAUAAUGAAACUCAAAAUUCUUGAUUAUCGCAAUACGGCAUUUUGUUGAUUAUUAUAAAAACAAGCAUGAAAUUAUCAAAUAAAACAUUGAGAUACAUCACAAAUGAACAACAUUAAGCAAUUAAGGUGUAUACAUGUAAACAUUUAUUAGUUUAGUAUUUAUUAAAUUUACAGCAAUAGCAAUUUUUCAAUUUACUUAGACUUGAAAAGUCAACUUUUGCAAUGAGUUAUCUGGGCAUUUUAGAACAAACGUAUAGCUACCACAAGUGGAAAGUAUAUUUUUAUAUAUGGAGUUAAUGUUGUCCUCUUUAUGAUGAAAAUGGAUAGUUUGAAUCAACACACUUUAGCGUCUAUACUAUCUCCCAAGUGUGAGAGUUUCAUAGUUUGACACAUAAAUUUCAUAAAUUGAGAAGUUACAAAAGUGGACACCUAAGAUGGGUGAUAAAGCUGGUAUCAUCAGAUGAUUGACUCAGACAUUUUCCCCUUGAAUACUUGAUAUCAAUAUUUCCAGCAUAGUAUUCAUUGAUGGCUUAUUCAAUCAUGAUUGUCAAUUGCUUUACUAUAACUGUAAUGCCCAUCAGUUCUUUAAAGUUAAAGGAACUGUUAACUGUUGGGCAUUACAUAUUUUUAUUGAGCCUAGAUCCUGCAUAGUGAAACAAAAUAAAAUAUAUUAUCAUAUUAGAUUUAUAGUUUAUAGUAAGGCAUACAUAAUAAUAAUAUCGACUAUAUUACACCAGUAUUUAACUACGGCACUACUGCUACGGUAAUACAAAGCAUUAUGAAUACUAGUAAUAGUAGUAGUAGAAUUACAAAUUACCGUAAAGUAUACCCAGAGUCAGAACACGGGAGUGCAUAACUAAUAAAUACAAACUAACUAAAUACAGUCAGGCUCAUUACAGAACGGAUAAAAAUAACUUAAUCAUAUUAGCCUAUUUAAAAUGAGAAGGCUUACUCCGUAAUUAAAUGUCAAGUGAACUUAAGAAGUCUUUAAACAAAGGUUAAACGCCGCCUAGCUCUUCUCAUAAAAAUACAAGUCGCCUGCAUACAGUAAAGCUGCAUAACAAAGUACGCUAAGCUUAGUCUUGUUAGACAGCGCUCGGGCGAGUAGUUUUCUUUUUAUGAUAAUGGUUACCCAACAAUUAAAAACUAAAUUAAAAAGAUAUUUACUAAAUUUUACACUUUGCUUACCCAAACACUUCAAAUAUCUCUUGAUCGGCGACGUGAACAGAAAAUAAAUAUUUCUGGUCUAUCGAAGUAGUACGGUACUCGAAACGCGUAGUGUAAACCGCAUGCGCAAGGGAAAACCACUAGCUCUCUGGCAACAGAAAGGCUAAAAAUAGACGAGAUCGGCGAUUAACGUCUAUUUUCAAGGAAUUUUCCUGGUUUUUCGCGAAUUCUGUUGCACGUUGAUUCUUUAAAAAAAAAAAACCCAGACAGAAUCCGUAUUAGAAUAAAUUGAACUGACGAAUCCGGAAAGAGAGAACAUAAAAACUCGCGAAUCCGGAACUGAAAAAUAUUUAGCCUCACGAAUCCGGAAUUCCGGGAUAACCCGGAAAAGUGGCACCCCUGGUGGAGAUGCAGUCCAUGUUUAAAAAUGACAAACGAGUUCGUACUUUAAAAAUUCAUAACUUUAAAACUACAACAGCUAAAAAUAUGAUUUUGGUGUUAUAAUUCUUUAAAAAAUUAGGUCUAUUCAACUAUGCCAUUGACCAUUGGCAUGGGUUUAUUUUUUUAUUGGUGACCUAAAUUAAUAUUUCUUUCUUUCAAAAUAUUAAAAAUUCAUUUGAUACAUUGAUUUAGUAGUAUAAUAAAUUUUAAAUUUAUAGUAUUGUAUUUAUGCCUACCUAUUCAGUAUUCUCCACUACUUUAACUACUGUCACUUGGCGUAGGUCACUAGGAGGUACUAUCAGUGAUAGUGAUUAUGUUAGUAUCAUAUGGCAUGGCAUGGCAUGGCAGUGUGGGCAACUGGACUAGCUUUAGAACUUCUAGAAUUAUUAAAAAUGUAUCUUAAAAAUCACUUUUGCGUAAAGAAAUAAUUAAAACAAUUUAGGCCUGGUAAUCCGUUAUUUUAGUGCUUUAAGCCUUAUAAUUAUAAGGGUUAAAUCUGAGUCCUGGAAUAUUUUUUUUUUUUAAUUUUAAUUUAGCUCAAACUGGAACAUUGUAAACCUCCAUUUGUGAUUUUUUAAAAAUAUUUAAAAAUUAGUUUACGAGAGUAAUCUACCUUUAAAAAAUAUAAUUUGUGAUUCGCAUUUAAAAUAUUAAUUUCGUUCCAGGCCAAUUUGUAACACCGUCGCAGGAAACAAAUGGGAAUAACUUUCAAAUUUAAAAAAAAAAAGUAUUUAAAAAGAAAAAAAAGGCUGCAUCUAUUGGUACCUACCUUGUGAUUUAGGUCAAGUAAAAUGAGAAAGUUUGUUGAAAGCAGAUUCGAGAUAUCAGGCAAAACAGUCAGUGUCCUCAUUUAUGACUCCCAGUGCCAAGGAAAAAUUUUAAAAUUGGUGGUUUUGUUCUGACUAAGCCAAGCUCUCUAGUUGAAAUUAAUUCAUUAUAAAUGAAAUUUUCAUUAUUUAGAAUGCCUAAUUAAUUCAUAAAGUACAGUGUGACUGUGUGAUUAAAUCUUUUAACUUAAACAAUACACAUAAAUAAUCUAAAAUAAAAGAUUUAAUUUUACUAAUUAAAUUUUAAAUUAAUAUUAUUACUUUUCUUAAAUUCAAAUGAAAACCAUAAAUGUAUCUAAAUCAUCUUCAUUACUAGAUUUUUUUUUUAAAAUUGAUCUACGAAAAUGGCUUAAACUAAAAAAGAAAAUUAGAAAGAAGAAAAAAAUCUACUGGUACUAAGCAAAAGUAAAAAGCAAAAAUAAAAUAAAAAACACCUAAAAAGAAUAAAACUAUGAAUCUGUGAAAUAACAAGGAGAAAAAACAAUUAAAAAAAAAAAAAUUCUCAUCCUAUUAUUGUUAUCACACCCGGCUCCGAAGCCAUUUAAUCUAUAUGGAGCCACUCCAGGUGCGAAUAGUUAUUAUGACAUUAUUUACAUAAAAUUAACCAAAUCAAUAAUUAUCUGUACCAAUUAUUUUAUUUUAUAUUUAAUGUUUUCUAAUAAUGCUUUGUUAUUUCAGAUGUUAGAUUCAGCUUUUUGUAGAAACCUUCAAAAUGGCGGCGUCUAUAAGAGUUGUCCUUUGUUUCAACACAUCGGAAUGUUUAACUCAUUUGAUUAAUUGCCAACCUCAAUGCAGUAAAAUAUUUACAAGAAAUGUAUGUAUUAUCAGCUUAAUCUAAUGUUUUAUCGUUGUAAAUGCAAUACAUAUUAAAUAACAUUAAUCAUUAUGCCUAGCUGGCUCUCCAGUCUCCUUGCUAAACGGCUAAACUAAUACUAAUACUAAUAGUAGGUACUUUGAUAAGAAAAUUAAAACUUUGUAUAAAAAUAAACCAAUGAUGCCAAUGGCAUAGGCAUAGUUGAAUAGAGCUAAUUUUUAACAAAAUUAUAACACUAACACCAAAAUCAUACUUUUAGCUAUUGUAGUUUUAAAGUUAUGAAUUUUUAAAGUAUGACUUAGUUUUUCAUUUUUUAACAUGGACUGCACCCCCACAUUCUGUGACCCAAUGCCGCUGUUCGCGUCACGAGCUAUAUAUACAAACCUCGGUUUAAUGAUAAUUUUAUACGACUUUUAUUUUCAGAACUAAUUAAUUUUAAUAAUGUUAUAAAAUUAUAUAUAAAUUAUAGUAUUCAUAGUUUAUCUAACUGUGCACUAUGUAUAACAAUAAAUUUAAAAUAGCGUAUGGCUACAAAAUCUACAGCGUCCAUUAUACGGUAUAGCUAUGUAGUUUAUAUAAGGCAACGCACCCCCUAAAAUAUUGUAUGGGAUCUACUUAUUUUGAACUUUCAACUUUGGCACAUGACUAAUUAACUAAAGCUUUCCCUGACCAAUGGUGUUAAUAGUUUUUGCACAUGGCAAACACUUAUGAAUGAAACUUGAGGUAGUACUACGGCAUAGCAUUAUGCAAAUGGCUGAGAAUGGUUUCCCAUGACGUUUUGCACACAGUCAAUUCUGAUCGUUAAUAAUAUGGACUCUACCGAGUUUUUAAAGCUCAAAUUUAAACAUUCUAGUUUAAAUGUCUUCAAAAUGCAUUCUGAAACACAAGUUAUCAAAUAUUUUGAUGUAUAUAGAGGUAAUAAUGAAUAUUUCCUAAGCUAAGUAUCGGCAUUUUCCGCCAUUUUAAAGGGGGCGGGAUCUCUAAUCCAAUAUGGCCUCUGCGACCUUUGCUUAAUGAGGUCAACGUUGAAGAGAAUUGUGAAAAUAUUUCAUGAGCUAUCCCAAUGAAAUUUUGCACAUGUGCAUCAAUAACAAAUUAUGCAGCCCUACUUUUAAUAUGAAAGACCUACUUUGAAUAUUUAGACCGAAUUUUUUAAUGCGAAGUUGCCUUAUUUUGACAUACGAUUUUCCUCACUUAAACUUAAAGUUGAGGUAAAGAACAAAUUAACUCAAUGGGAAUGUAGUUCAAUAUUUCUCCUAUUGUCAAUAGGCGGAUUCAAACCUUAAUUAUGGGCCAAAAGGACUCAUAAUUUAUUCAAAUUACAUGCACAUGAAAAAAUUAAAAACUCGGAUUCCAUUACGCCGACGCCCAUUUCCGAUACAAAGUUUCUAGGAGUGUCUCUUGCUUCGGCGGAGAAUUAGCCUUGCUAAGCUUGCUUAUCUUACUUCACUUUCACUUAGUUAGACUGACUUAGUAUUUAGUAAGUCCACAACUUAAAGUAUUAUUGUUGGGUUUGUACGACACAAUUUGGUAUCAAAAGAAAGAUAAUUGAAUGCACUAUUCACUAUGUUUUACUAAUUACUUACUUAACUUAUUAACUUACUCAGUGAUAGGUACUUCGAUAAAAAAUUUAAUGUUUUUGUAAAAAUAAACCAAUGGCAUAGUUAAAUAGAGCUAAUUUUUUAACAGAAUUAUAUUAAUUAUAACACCAAAAUCAUAUUUUUAGUUGUUGUUGUAGUUUUAAAGUUAUGAAUUUUUAAAGUACAACUUGGUUUGUCCUUUUUUAACUAUUAACAUGGACCGCAUCUGCACAUUCUGUGACCCAAUACCGCUGUUCACAUCACAAGCUAUAUAAGUUUCAUUUUAAUGAUAAUUUUAUAUAUUGUUAUUUUCAGAACUAAUGCUGUAUAAGUAUUAAAAAUUUUUUUUAAUAAUGUUAAACAAUUAAAGAUAAAUUGUAGCUUAUCUCACAAAGCAAUGGCAAUAUGUAUAUCAGUAAAUUUAAUAUAAUCUAUUAAUAUAUUAUAUGGUUUUUCUGUUUACCAAAUCUACCGCGUCCAUUAUACCGGUAUAUUCUAUAUAAUCUAUAUAAGGCAAUGCAUCCCCUUACUUUGUUAAAUAGUUUUUGCCCACGGCCAACUUUUAUGAAUGAAAGCACUGAGAUAGUACGGUAUAGCCAUUAUUCCUGUAACUGAAUGGCUGUCCAUGGCCAUGAAAUUUUGCACACAGUAAAUAAUGAUCAUUUAUAAUAUGGACUCUACUGCUUUUUUUUUAUAUCUCAAAUAAAAAUAUUAUUCUUUCAAUAUUAUUUAAGUUCAUUCUAAAACAUAAAUUACCGGUAUCAAAUAUUUUUAUGUAAAUAAUGGUAAUAAUUAAAUAUUUGCUAAGUAUACCCAAGUGACAAACCAAUGUUGCCUUUCAUGGUAAAAGAUUUAGAAAAAAUUUUAAGAGUGGUUAUGUCUCAUUUCAUUAAACCCAAAACACUUGAGGAGGUGAAUACUAUAGGAAAAUUACUAAAAGUUUAAAGAAAAUCAGAUAAAGAAUCAAAAAUUCAUUCAGAAAUAGAGAUUGGUUUUGUUGCCGAGGGGCUUCUCAAGGAAGCAAGAGUAAAGAAAUUAAUUAGCGACAAAGGCAUUUUGGAAUCAAAAUUACAUUGCAGAGAGAAGAUUGCAAUUCUGGUUGAAAAACUUACAGAAAAGACUCCACUAAAUUACAAUUUAGUAAGACACAUGAGUUGCCUAGACCCAGAACUAAUUCAAAACAGAGAUAUUGACUAUAACUUGACUAGUUUUAGACAUGCCCUGAACAUUUUAGUUUCUCUUAAAAGAAUGUAUUUAAAUGAUUGGGAUGAAAUUCUUUCUGUAUUUAGAGACUCUUGGGGUGUUAAAGUAUUCCAAUGAAAUAUCAACAUGUUAUAAAGCUGAAGGAAGACUUGAUUGUCGAUAUCAUUCAUUGAUAAAUGCAAAAAAAAAGUUUUCAAAGCUAUGGCCUAUUGUAAUAUUUUAUUGCUUCUGUGACACAGACAAGCAACUGUUGAUCGUGGAUUUUCUUUGACCCGCGAUGUCAGUCAAACAAACAUAUCCCAGAAGGUUUUAGGUAGCAAACGGAUUAUAAAAGACCAUAUUGAACAUGUGGGAGGCCUUGUUAACAUUUUCGUGACAAAAGAACUUUGGACUGCCGCUCAACAAGGUAGACAGCUUUACAAUGGGUAAAAGAACUGAGGAAAGCAGAAGCAAACGUCUUCAAAAAGAAAGUUGGCAGAGACUGAUAUAGAUGGAUUAAAAUGUAAAAAAAAAACAGAAGCUGAAGAACGUCAUUGUAAUUUUGAGAGAAGAUGCAGACAAGACUGCAGAGAAAGCUGAGACUUUGCAAAGCUUUCCUCAUCUUUCUAAAGCAAAUGCAAUAAGUAAGGGCAAGAGAAAAGUGGCAACAACUCACUAAGAUUAAUGUUUAAAUUGAGGACAAGAUGAAGUUUUUAGGGAACUUUUAAAUAGUAUCUUCCCUUAAAAUUAAUCAUCCUCCAUAAAACAUUGAAUUUCUAACAUAUUUUUCAUCUUUUUGUAUUUAUUUUUGUGUUUACAUAUUUGGAAUUAUCUUAUUCUCAUAUAGGUAUUUCAUUUAGCAUUUCCAACCCCCCCCCCCCCCCUUUUUUUUUUAAUUGCCACUGUCUCUCUAUCACUACCUACCUUUUUUUUUUCCCCGCUUCCACACAAUUAAAAGACAUACACUGAAUUAUGAAAUAAAUGACUUUAUAUUUUUUAUAAUUCAGUAAUGCAAAUGGCUGAGAAUGGUUUCCCAUGACAUUUUGCACACAGUCAAUUCUGAUCGUUAAUAAUAUGGACUCUACCGAGUUUUUAAAGCUCAAAUUUAAAAAUUCUUGUUUAAAUGUCUUUUAAAUGCAUUACUGUAUUAGAGUCCUGGGAUUGGAAAAAAUGGUUGGUAAGAAUAUUAUUAGUAUAUUGCAUUAUUGUAAGUUUUUAUAUUUUAUCAUUGCUGUCAUUAUUUUGCAAAAGCUGUACCAGCAUUGUAAAUGUUGUAAUGUCAUUAUUAAUUAGACCAUCUUUUCAAGGCACAAGCUUGAUAGUAUCUGUCACAAUAAUGUCCAUAAAAUCGCAUUUUUAUCUAGUCAUGACCUUUCUUUUUUCAGUUGGGAAAAAGUGAGGAAUUAGUUGUUGUUUUUUUUUAAAGUGAGAAGAAUGACAAUAAAAUGGACAACACAAACUUUACAUACCGGUAACAUAAAGAAUUUUUUUUUUUUGAUAAUUUUAUUUGACUGAGUUCAGACAUCCUAAAAUGAAAAUUUUGAAAAAUUAUUGCUUUUAGAGACAAAAAGUUUUUAAAAAAUUUUAUUUUUAUCAAAUAUGCUUAAGUUAUAUUUUAAACCAAUGCUAAUAUUUACAAAAGGGUAAGUCUUUUUAAACCAUAAAAUUGAAUGCAAGAAAUAAUCAAUUGCAAAAAUAAAAAAAUAAGCCGUAAGACUAAUAUUAAUUAAGAAUAAGAGGAUAUCAGAGCAUGCUUAAAAGAUAAUGAGGAUGUUCUGCCUGUGUUAUUUUCUGGGUAGACUGCUCUAUAGACUUCUUUGUCUAGUUGACGAAUCCCACAAUCUCUCCUUCAAAAACUUUGCCUUAUAUUUACCCAGGAAUUUCUAGUAUUGGGGUCGAAUGAAAAGGCAAAGAAUUAUUAUUUCAUAACUAUCGGUUAAAUUUACAUAAUACAUAUAUAUUAUAUAAAUUUAACUUAUAUGAAUGGUGUUUUUUUUUGUUUUUUGCUGAUGAAGGUAUUUCCCGAAAUGUUUACAUUUGUAUUCUGUGUUAUCAUUGUUAAGGCUUGUAACACAUGUUAUAUUGCCGAUAUUGCAAUAACAUGGUUAACUAUUUCUGCAGUGGAUGGCCUGCCGUUAUCACUUGAGUAAUUGAUUCAUUCACCCCCCAAACUUAUCUGUUCUCUCUCUCACCAAUUAGGUGGCAACGUCCAAUGAAUAAUUUAUACAGUACUUUAUUACAUAAAAUAGAUGAGUUGAAUAAUAAAUCUUGCUAUGAGUAUAUUUUAGUGACAAUGAUAGGAUGCAAUGAAUAAAUACACAUUCUACAUUAUUCAAUCAGAAAAAUACUUUUAUAAUCCAUACGAAAAAAAUUCAACAUGUCCGACAUCUCCAAGAAACAAUCGUGCACACCCUUUUUACUCUAUUCGUGUAUUAUAUCUCCGCUAUAAAAAAAUAGUUCCCGCUUUCUCGUGAUUCACAACGUUAUGAUAAAACUACUACGCCAUCCUGUCGUAAGGAUGAAUAUUGGGGUCGUUUGUAAAAUCACAGCCAACUUGGUCUGUUACAAAGCUGAACCCAUAUUGUUUUAUUAACAAAACUUUGUUAGCGUCUCAGUAAUCAGAUCUUUACAUGUAGUACCGGUAUUAGAAUUCCAGCCUUGCUUUAACUUUAAAAUGUGAUUAGUAUGUUUUAUUUUUGAAUUGUUAACUGUUUAUUUUAUUAAUAUUUUUUUUUUUAAUACAAGGCUUCAUGGACAGGUUUUUUCAAAAAGUCGAAAGGAACAGAAGGCCAAGAGAUUGAAACUCGUAGGAUGACCCCAUUGGAUGGACCAACCACGGUGUCUCGGUUAGAAUCACUCAAAAAGAAAACGUAAGUCAUUAUAAAGAGCGUUGCUGAUUUUUCUUUUUUGUGUGUGUCUGUAAUGCUUGAUUUAACAUUUACAAAGUGUUGCAGUUUUAAAGAAAUUUAAAAAAAAAAAAUAAACAAAUGUGGUGAAGUGUUUCAUUUAAAAAUAGAUGUUUACUUUUCUAGUGAACCCACUUGGGUGUCCCCAUAAAAACUUAAAACUCUAGUUUGCUAAUGAAUGCUGAUUGCUCCUGUAUCUCCAUCAGUGACAAUAUGUCCCGACGAAACUGGCAAGGUGCCCCAUUUAAGCAAAAUGUACCAAAGUCCUUUUUUUUGUUGGUCUACUCCAAUCUGAAAGGAGCUGCGCAAUUAUGCAGUUAACAAAAGAAAUAAUUUAGAUAUCACAUUUAUAUUAAAAUAUUUUUAUCAAAACUAUCGUGGAAUGUAUGACUGUUUUAAACCCCAAUUUUAUAUUUCAAUCAAGGGUUAUCACAAGCAUCCAGGAAUUUUUUAGAUAGUGUUUAUCCUGAUUCAUACCCCAACUACAUUUUCUUAACUACAGAGUAUCCUGCAGCAUCAGGGGCUACAAGCCUCCUCAUGAUGUUGAGAACAAAGUCCUCACCACAGCCAAUGUGAUCAUAGGAAAGCAAGUGGAACCAAGUUAUAACCUCAGUGACAGACUGAUCAAAUUUCAGGUGAGCGGUUUCAUUCACUUCUUAGAGUCUUACAGGAUUGUUAUAAUACACUAACAUUUGUUAAUAAUAAUUACUGAUAUGUUAAUAUUGAUGGACUUCUGGAACAUUUAUGUUUGUCAUUUGAGCCAAAUAUCUGUUCUUUCUGGAUCAUUUCAUAAAGACAUGUGCAUGAUUAGAAGAUGGAAAAACAAGUUACAGGGUUCUCAUUGUUAAGGAUAACAACAUGAAAACUCAACCGUAGCUGAAGAAAAAUGGAAUUUAUCCUGCCCUUAUUUAAAUUUAAAAUUGUUGAAAACAAUGGAAAUUCACUGUGGGGACACACACACACACAACCCACCCCCAAAUUUUAUUCUCCUGGCUCGUGAUGAGCCUUUGGUCCACCAGUAGACUCAGUGUAUAGAUAGACGAGUUUGCCUGAAAAUGCUGCCACAUUAUUGCAAGCUGAGAUCAAAGUAAGCUAGUUGAUGAGAUUCCAUCCCAUUCUCGACGUCUCUGGCACAUGUUUGUGGUAGACAAUGGCUUGAGAAAUACUUUAAAUGGCUUAUGUUUAAAAUGUUUCUAUUUUUAACAGAAGAUGGGCAAUGUCAUAAAAACACAUUUUCAUUUAAUCAGAUCAAUAAAUACAAAAAUCUUAUCUUAUCUUAGACCAUUGGUUUAGAAACAGUGUUAAAAUUUAUUACAGCCAAUAUCAUAUUCAUUUUUAUUUUAACAACUGACCAAACAAUAUUAAUAGUGAACAUUUCAAGAGAUUAAACGUCAGCUCCUUCAGUUACAUUACUGACAAAAAGUGACCACUAAAUUUUGAUGCUGAAUUUCUAUCAAUUAAUUUUAAAGCAAAAAUAGUGUUUGAACAUAUGAGAGAAUUUGUUGCGAUGUUUUUAUGUUUCAGCUUUUAACUAAACUGAUGACAGAGCUGGACCAUCCGAUCCCCAACACGGAGCUCAGCACCAUGAACACGCUAGAUGAUGUGGUCAGGUUCUUCUCCACCCCCGUACACGACAGCUCCACUUACGAGGACAUGGCCAAGCUGAACCUGCCGAAGAAUGUGCAUAUCCAGUUGGAGCCGAUCAGGUUUGACCCUGAGACUGAUACUUUCUUUGAUGGGAAGACCGCCUUCCCCGGCCGCCCCACCAUAGUCACCAGUUUAAAAUAUAGUCGAAAGUACAAAGGUCAUUCGGGAGAGUCGAGAAAUGCCAGGAGUCUGACGAAUUUUGAAAAGGAGAAGCAGCUGCAGGAAGAUGCCGAAAAGAUGAAGUUUAAAAUAAAAUAGUGUGAUUUCUCUACAUUCAUAUUUGUUGAUUUUAUGUGUGUUUAACAUACAGUUACUAUUUUAUUACUAUAAUUUCAGCCAGCUUAAGCUUAUUAAAGUCUUUCAAAAGUUUUUUCUUUUGUACUACAAAGGUUUCCUUUAUUUAACAUCUUUGAUAGAUUAAUCUGAUCAAUUAAUAAACUUGAAGCUAUUUAUUAAUUUA
Molecule: messenger RNA, 12400 nt
Organism: Lymnaea stagnalis (great pond snail)
Lineage: Eukaryota; Metazoa; Mollusca; Gastropoda; Lymnaeidae
Source: the annotation of a GenBank genome assembly